AUGCCCUCCUACGCUGGUUCCUGCACCUGCCGCAGAAUCCAAUAUGAACUGAACCUGUCGUCGCCCGACGACGCCAGGACAUCUUUAUGCCACUGCAGUAGUUGCAAGAAAGCAUUUGGCACAAACUACGGGUUGACAGCGAAAAUCCCCAAGGGUGCUCUGCAAAUCACAGCGGGCCGGACCAAGGAGUUCGCCCAGGAUAACGGCUCUGGAUCGGUCGUGCAUCGAGAAUUCUGUGAUAACUGUGGUAGCUUUAUUUGCGAGUAUGGGGAUGCUGUGAAGGACCAAUUCCGGUAUCUUGUUGUUGGAUCCCUCGACGACCCGGAGGCCUUGCCGCCCAAAGGAGAGUUCUUCUGUCGUGAUCGGGCUACCUGGAUGCCAGAGGUACCUAAUGUAUUUCACAAGAAACAGAUCAAGGAAUAA
Molecule: messenger RNA, 423 nt
Organism: Aspergillus puulaauensis
Lineage: Eukaryota; Fungi; Ascomycota; Eurotiomycetes; Eurotiales; Aspergillaceae
Product: GFA family protein
Exons: 4
Coding region: 1-423 (140 amino acids)
Molecular function (GO): carbon-sulfur lyase activity
Source: RefSeq, a predicted model, not a curated record